Molecule: messenger RNA, 3137 nt
Organism: Salarias fasciatus (jewelled blenny)
Lineage: Eukaryota; Metazoa; Chordata; Actinopteri; Blenniiformes; Blenniidae
Gene: sec16b
Product: SEC16 homolog B, endoplasmic reticulum export factor
Exons: 23
Coding region: 1-2628 (875 amino acids)
Biological process (GO): Golgi organization
Cellular component (GO): ER to Golgi transport vesicle membrane; endoplasmic reticulum exit site
Source: RefSeq, a predicted model, not a curated record
AUGGACUACAGAGGUGGCCAGCCCUGGUCUGACCCGGGCCGUCACUCCCACAGGGGUCAGGACAGGGAGGGUUACUCCAGGACUCAGCAGAGCGACCCCAGCUACCCGCAGCCCAAAGCCAGGGAGGCUGACAGGCACUGGACUCACCCCGAAGCCUUCCACAGGGCCGGCCUGAGACCUGAACCCUAUCCUUAUGCCUCUGGAUACGGGCGCCCGGACUACCAGAGACCCCCGUCCAGGUGUGUGCUCGACUAUGCACCCCAUAAUAACUGGGACUACCGGGACCGGGACAGCUAUGGGUAUUACGACUACUACAGGGGCCGACCAGAUCUCGUCCAGUGGGGUCCACAAGACCCCUGGAGAGCAGACCAGUACUACGAGAGAGCACCCAGGCUGGAUCUUCCCAGGAGCGUCCACCCGGAGGAGUACAGGUAUGACCAAGGAAAAGAAAACUCCCAGCACUACUAUGAGGACACUCCCUCCAGAGACAAUGAGGACGUGUCGUCUUUUUACCUGGGGACGCUAGAGAGCUCCAAGAACUCGGGCCUGUCCUCCAGCAGCUGCGAGCUGAGUCAGUACAUGAACGGCGCCGAACACAGCGAGCCGCAGCCCGCCGGUGAGCAGGCCGGUAAAGCCCAGCUGGUGCAUCGGGCGUCAGCCCCGCUGAAGUACUCCAUCCCUCACGCCGUGGUCAGCUUUGGGCCCGCCGGCCAGCUGAUCCGGGUCUCCCCGGCCCUGUCCAUGCAGGAGAACACCAGCCGCCUGGAAAUCCACAGCCUGGAGGUCAUUCUGAAUGAGACGCAGGAGCAACAUGAGAUGAGGAACUUCCCCGGACCGUUGGCCAGGGAGGACCUGCACAAGGUGGAUGCUAUCGAGUUUGCCCAGCAGAGGGCGGAAGCCUGCCUGCGGGACGAGAAGCUGCUGGACAGGAGCUCUGCUGCCCUCUUGUGGAACCUGCUGAUACUGCUGUGCAGACAGAAUGGACAAAUCGUGGGGUCAGACAUCGCGGAGCUGCUGAUGCAGGGCUCCCGGCCAGACGGCGGCCCGGAGUCCAACACUCCCACGCUCAUCGACUUUGACGAGGACGCCGCCGCCGACGCCCCCCCUCGGAGAGGCGACGACCUGCUGACGGGGAGCGCCAGCAGCUUCGGCUCGGACGGCUCUGAGAAAGCCCUGCGGAGCUACACCCGCCUGCUGCUGGCCGGCAGGAAGAAGGAGGCCCUGGAGGAAGCCAUGGCCGGCGGACUGUGGGGUCACGCUCUGUUCCUGGCGAGCAAAAUGGACAACAGGUCGUACACCACGGUGCUGAACAGGUUUACGGGCCAGCUGACGGCCAGCGACCCCCUUCAGACGCUUUUCCAGCUCCUGUCCGGGAGAGUCCCCGCUGUAGCCACGUGCUGUGGAAAUGAAAAAUGGGGCGACUGGAAGCCCCACCUGGCUGUCAUGCUCUCCAACGAGGCAGGAGAUCCCGCCGUCCGGCAGAAGGCCGUCACCACGAUGGGAGACACGCUGGCCUCCAGAGGCCUGGUCCACGCCGCCCAUGUGUGCUACACGGCGGCCGGCGCCCCCUUCGGGGUGUUUCCCUCCAAAGCAGAGAGGCUGGUGCUUCUGGGAAGCAGCCACAGACAAUCCUUUGGUCGCUUUGCCACAAACGCCUCGAUCCAAUGCACCGAGCUGUACGAGUACUGCCAGACUCUUCUGGACAAGUCUUCCUCCAUCCCCAGCUUUCAGGUGUAUAAAUUCCUGUACGCCAGCCGGCUGCUGGACUGCGGCCUGCCGUCUCAGGCCUUCCACUACUGUGAGGUGGUGGGGCUGGCCAUCCUCAGGCAGCAGGAGCCCUUCCUCGUGCUCACCGGAGAGGUCAUCAAGCUCUCGGAGAGGCUGAUGUGCUCGGAGGGGCAGUUGAAUGAGGGUCCGGGUGGAGCGGUGCAGGAACCGGGCUGGCUCAGACACCUGAGGGCUCGAUACCACAGUUUACAGAGAUUUGACGUUCAGAGUCCAGAACCAGAUUUCCUUUAUUACCAAAGCACAAAGGAGCCAGAAAGCCUCUUAUAUCACAGCGAUGGAAACACGGAGGAAGUGACGGCGGCGCCGUGGGACUCGGCGGGAGCUCAGGACUGGACGCCUGCCAGGGCUCCCUGCGUGCCAGCGCCGGGGGUCUGCCCUCCCCCCGCCCCCGCCGUGGCGGCCGGCCAGCACCUCGGUCAUCACAGCUCGGACAGCGCUGAAGUCCAAGGCGCUCAGUCACAUUGUCCUCAGAGCAACCUGCCGUCUGCAGCGGAGGGUCUCCAGGGGUCCUCCGGGACGGCGACGACGAGUCCUCCGGUGCUGGGUGUGGACAUCAGCCAGCAGAUAGUUUCUCCUCAGGGUUUUGAGGAUUCCAACCAAACCACUGACGCCCCGAAGCAGAACGCGAAGGCGGGAUGGUUCAGCGGCUGGUUCAAGUCCAAAGCCAGAGAUGUUCCAAAGGAGUCCGCAGAGCCUCAGACGGACGCUUUGCCCACGCCUGCCCUCCCUCCUAAUCCUCCUCCACCUGCUGCUGCAGGCCCUCCCAGCAUGUUUCCACCGCCGUCCUCUUCCGGCGGGAUCAACCCCUUUUCAAAGAAAGCGGGCCUGCAGCUCGGGUAGAAACCCAGACACGGAAGCUUUACUGCAGGGUCUCCACUUCUCCUCAGAUAUGAGUGAGGCUUUCAGCAGUGACUAAUGAUCACCUCCUCUGAGCUUGGCAGAACACCGCGGCCAUUAGCACACCUCUACAUUUCUGUUUUUCCCGAACGCUGCGCGGCCUUCCCCGCCAUCGCGCUGUCUGUCAGAUACAGAAAUACUCUGGAUGGACUCGAAUUGCAGUGGCUGAAACAGCUGAGGUGUGUUUCCUGAAAGCUGACGUGGGGACGCAGGACAUAUUUUAGGGAAGGGGAUAGCCUCACUGACCCCGGCGCUUCAACCAAUAAUGCCAGCAGCACCGCGGCCGGUUCGACCCUGACUGGAGAGGCUAAACUGACCUAAACUACGUGAUGAGCGGCCGUCAUCAGAUUUUUCAAACACAGAAAUUGACAAAUUCACAAGACCUUCCCAGCAGUGUAAACCUAAAGCAGCUUCCCUAGAAAACCCCCCAUGGUGCUCUGAGCCUGCGCUCA